This is a messenger RNA of Pristis pectinata (smalltooth sawfish), 459 nucleotides long. RefSeq names its product transmembrane protein 217-like. The record is from RefSeq and is a predicted model, not a curated record. The transcript is spliced from 2 exons. NCBI's taxonomy places the organism in Eukaryota, Metazoa, Chordata, Chondrichthyes, Rhinopristiformes, Pristidae. Bases 1 to 459 code for a protein of 152 amino acids.
AUGGAAUAUCAUGGAUGGUCUGGUAUAGAGGAGGAUAUUGUCGGGAUAUUAGGACAGAAACUAGUGGAUUUUGGUGGGAAGAGCUUGGACCAUAUUAAAAAACUGUUGGGUGGUAACAUUUGUGGAUUGAGUGCUAAAGAGGGAACAUUUGUGGCUGGACUGUUCACGUUGACUACAUUAAUCUUGCAUAUGAUCUUUGAAGUAGCCAUGUUUGUUAUUACAAGUUGUGGACAAACUGCACCGAUUCCGAGGUUGAAAAGAAAGCUGAUUUGUAACUAUGUCGUAUCAACAGGCCUUAUUAGUGCGGGCAUCAUUGCUGUUUUUAACCUGUUUCUGUCUGUCUGGAAGGAGAUACUCUGGGGAGUAGGAGGCUACAUCAUUUGGAUCUUCUUGUACGAGAUUGGACAGAUUUGCCUCCUCACGAGUAUUCUAAAUUUCCAGAAGCCAUGCAUGCUAUGA